Messenger RNA from Anopheles nili, 4546 nucleotides. RefSeq lists its product as uncharacterized. Bases 224 to 4546 code for a protein of 1440 amino acids. Gene Ontology annotation, molecular function: heme binding; iron ion binding; oxidoreductase activity, acting on paired donors, with incorporation or reduction of molecular oxygen. Lineage: Eukaryota; Metazoa; Arthropoda; Insecta; Diptera; Culicidae. The record is from RefSeq and is a predicted model, not a curated record. The transcript has 19 exons.
UUUCAAACGAUCACGAUCGACGGUGUGUGAGUGAACGCGGAUAAAAAUCUGUAGUCUUGACAAAAGCAGAUCAGUACUCGUGUCGCGAUCAGGAGGGGACGUAUUCGUGCCGGCGUUCUGCACGUGUUUGCUUCUAUCGUCGAGUCCGCUGUCGGAAUUCGAAACUCCAUCCACCGCUGACCAGAAGGGAGCAUCUGUGUUCAACGCACGUAGCACUCGCACCAUGUUGGCGUUCAUCGUGACCACAGGCAUUGUGGUGCUGCUCUCCGUCGCCAUUUGGUGGUUGGUGUCAAAUUUUGGAGGUGCCCUCUGGCAUGCGCGUAAAAUUCCCGGACCCCUGGCAUACCCGCUCGUGGGUAAUGGCCUGCUGUUUAUCAACAAAACUCCCGCCGAGUUCUUGCAGCUGCUCGGACGGUUGAUCGCGCAGCAUGGCAAGUGUGUGCGGUUGUGGCUCGGAACACAGCUUGUCGUGCUCAAUACUGAUUUCAAGGACAUCGAGGUAAUUUUAAGCAGCCCUAAGUACAUUGAUAAGUCUACCGAGUACAACUUUAUUCGUCCAUGGCUGGGCGAUGGACUACUGACAAGCACGGGUCGCAGGUGGCAAAUGCAUCGGAAAAUUAUCACUCCUUCGUUCCACUUCAAAAUACUGGAGCAGUUUGUGGAGAUAUUUGACCAGCAGGGGAGUACGUUUGUUGACAUACUACGCCUGUUUGCGAAAUCUGGAGAAACAUUCGAUGUAUUUCCGCUGGUUACGCUCUGUGCCCUUGACGUCAUAUGUGAAUCUGCCAUGGGCACAAAGGUGAACGCACAAAUGAACUCGGAAUCGGAAUACGUAAAAGCCGUGAAGGAAAUCACUAACCUAAUACAGGUUAGGUUUUACGAUUUUGUGAUACGGUACGAGUUCUUUUUCCGACUCUCCGCCAACCGACGAAAACAACUCAAGGUGCUUGAAGUUCUGCAUGGCUAUACCGAUAGCGUGAUCCGGGCAAGGCGUCAGGAGCUGAACAGUGCUCUAUUAGCGGACAAGGCCAACGAGCCAUCCGACCAUCACGCAGAUUCCGUGGGCCAAAAACAGCGCAUGGCCUUUCUGGACAUGCUGCUGCAAUCGACCGUCGAUGGACGGCCUCUGACCGAUCUGGAGAUCCGCGAGGAAGUGGACACGUUCAUGUUCGAAGGGCACGAUACGACGACGUCCGCGAUUAGCUUCAUGCUGCUGAGCUUGGCGCAGAAUCCCGACGUCCAACGAAAAGCCUUCGAGGAGGUGCGGAAUAUUGUCGGGGAAGAUAGCAAGCAGCCCGUCACCAUGGCGAUGUUGAACGAGAUGCGCUACUUGGAUCUUGUGAUAAAGGAAACGCUCCGUCUCUACCCUUCGGUGCCGUUGUUCGGCCGGAAAAUGCUACAGGACACGGAGAUAAAUGGCAAAAUAUUUCCAGCAAAUUCUAACAUUGUGAUGCUCCCGUUCUAUAUGGGGCGCAAUUCGGAAUACUUCCCCAACCCAGAGCGAUUCGAUCCGGAGCGAUUUAACGUAGAAACCUCGGCGGAAAAGACGAACCCGUACCAGUACAUCCCAUUCAGUGCUGGCCCGCGGAAUUGCAUCGGACAGAAGUUCGCAGUGGCGGAGCUGAAGAGUCUGGUGAGCAAAGUGCUUCGACAUUAUGAGUUGCUCGGUCCAGAGGUGCCUCAUCAGGAAUCAUUCAUGGCGGAGCUUAUCCUGCGGCCAGAGCAUGGCGUUCCCAUGCGAAUAAAGCCACGAGUGUUUGGGGUUUUAAUCUACUUGGUCGGUCUCGGUGUACUACAUCUGUACCAGCGGUUCGGUGAGAUGUUACGCCAUACCGACAAGCUUCCGGGUCCUCCCGCCUAUCCCAUCAUCGGAAACGGGCUGCUGUUUCUGAACAAAUCCCCAUCGGAAUUUCUUCGCAUCAUCGGUAUGUUGUUGCGGCAGUAUGGCGAUUGUUUACGUGUAUGGCUCGGUACUCAGCUAGUGAUCGUGGUGCAGGAUCCCAAGGACAUCGAGUUUGUGGAGAUAUUCGAUCGGCAGAGUAAUACUUUCAUCAAGGUGCUACAGCCGUUUGUCGAAUCCGGCAAGUCCUUCGAUAUUUUCCCUCAGGUGACAUUAUGCGCGUUAGACGUUAUAUGCGAAUCCGCGAUGGGAAUGAAAGUGAAUGCACAGCUAAACUCGACUUCUAGCUAUGUAUUGGCAGUGAAAGAUCGCAAACAGAAGAAAGUAAUAAAGGAACUGCACGAUUAUACGGACAGUGUGAUUAAGGGACGACGUCAGCAGCUAGAGCGAAAGACUCGAAAUGGUGAAGGCGAUGAGGCUAGUGAUCAAGAUCUCGGCAUUAAGAAGCGCAUGGCAUUCCUGGACAUGCUGCUUCAAUCCACCAUCGAUGGGAACCCGUUAACCGAUGUGGAGAUUCGCGAGGAAGUUGACACUUUUAUGUUCGAAGGACACGAUACGACGACGUCUGCCAUCAGUUUUCUUCUCCAAAGCAUGGCGAAACAUCCCGACGUUCAACAGAAAGUGUUUGACGAGGUUCGGAAUAUUGUUGGUGAUGAUCGUACUCGACCCGUAACCAUGUCGAUGCUGAACGAAAUGCACUAUUUAGAUUUAGUGAUAAAGGAAACGCUUCGACUCUAUCCUUCGGUUCCUAUGAUUGGACGCAAAAUGAUAGAGACUACCGAAAUAAACGGGAAGGUGUUUCCAGCCGGGGCAAACCUCAUCAUAAUGCCGUUUUUCCUUGGGCGCAAUGCGAAGUACUUCCCUGAACCGGAGCGAUUCGAUCCAGAGCGGUUUAAUGUGGAACGGUCGGCGGAAAAGUCGAACCCGUAUCAGUACAUACCGUUCAGUGCUGGCCCCCGAAACUGCAUCGGACAAAAAUUCGCGGUGGCGGAACUGAAGAGUUUAGUGAGCAAAGUGCUUCGUCAUUAUGAGAUCAUAGCACCAGAUGAGAAGCAGAACGAAUCGUUCAUUGCGGAACUAAUCCUGCGGCCAGAACAUGGAAUAUUUUUUCAAAAAAUGUUUCUCGUAGCGUUGACAUUCGUUUCUCUGGUGGUGGCUCUUGCUUACUAUGUUUACGUUCAAAACUUCCGAAACAUGCUCAAGCACACUCGAAACCUCGGAGGUCCACAGGCUUACCCACUGAUAGGUAACGGAUUGCUGUUUGCUGGUAAAACACCUGCUGCAUUCUUGCAAACAGUAGGACGCGUGAUUCGCGAAAAUGGCAAGUGCUUUCGUUUGUGGCUUGGAACGCAGUUACUCAUCAUUAUAACCGAUCCAAAGGAUGUCGAGGUGAUACUAAGUAGCAACAAGUACAUCGAUAAGUCCGCUGAGUACGAUUUCGUUCGACCGUGGCUGGCUGAUGGGCUUCUGACGAGCAGCGGUCGCAAAUGGCACACACAUCGCAAAAUGAUCACUCCAACGUUUCACUUCAAAAUUCUGGAGCAUUUUGUUGAGAUAUUCGACCAGCAGAGCAACACCUUCGUGCAGGUUCUGAAGAAACAUGCAGAGUCGGGGCAAACGUUUGACAUUUUUCUGCCAGUUACAUUGUGCGCGUUGGAUGUUAUCAGUGAAACCGCCAUGGGUACGAAGGUUAAUGCUCAGUUGAACACCAACUCGAAGUAUGUGCAAGCGGUUAAGGACAUAACGAAUUUGAUUCAGAUUCGUUUGUUCAACUUUCUGAUUCGGUACGAAUUCUUCUAUCGGUUCUCCUCGAAUCGACGCAUGCAACAGCAAGCACUAAAAGUUCUGCACGGAUAUACGGAUAGUGUCAUCAAGAACCGACGGGAAGAGCUUAAUCGAAAUGCCGCGAGCGAAAAAGCUGCGGUCGAUAUUAAUGAGAAUGAUAUUGGAAUAAAGAAACGCAUGGCGUUUCUGGACAUGCUUCUACAGUCAACCGUCGAUGGUCAGCCUCUAACGGAUUUGGAGAUCCGCGAGGAAGUGGACACGUUCAUGUUCGAAGGGCACGAUACGACGACGUCUGCGAUCAGUUUUUUGUUGCAAAAUCUUGCGAAACAUCCCGAAAUCCAGCAGAAAGCAUUCGAAGAAGUUCGAAACAUCAUCGGUGACGAUCGUACUCGCCCCGUAACAUUGACGAUGUUGAACGAGAUGCACUAUAUGGAUCUAGUGAUAAAGGAAACACUCCGACUUUACCCUUCAGUGCCAAUGUUUGGCCGGAAAAUGCUGGAAAAUACGGAAAUAAAUGGCAAAAUAUUCCCCGCCGGCGCCAACGCUAUCAUUCUGCCGUUUUUCCUCGGUCGCGAUCCUGUGAUUUAUCCCGACCCAGAGCGAUUCGAUCCUGAGCGGUUUAAUGUGGAAACAUCAGCCGAAAAGACAAACCCCUACCAAUAUGUUCCAUUUAGUGCUGGUCCUCGGAAUUGCAUCGGACAGAAGUUCGCCGUCGCCGAGAUUAAGAGUCUGGUGAGCAAGGUACUACGGCAUUACGAAAUUCUCCCACCCAUCGGUUCGUACGACGAUAGCUUAAUUGCGGAGCUUAUCCUACGUCCCGAGAAGGGACUAUUCGUGCGGUUGCAACCAAGAGUUUAUUAG